Molecule: messenger RNA, 2708 nt
Organism: Dicentrarchus labrax (European seabass)
Lineage: Eukaryota; Metazoa; Chordata; Actinopteri; Moronidae
Gene: ccne2
Product: cyclin E2
Exons: 12
Coding region: 335-1579 (414 amino acids)
Biological process (GO): regulation of cyclin-dependent protein serine/threonine kinase activity; G1/S transition of mitotic cell cycle
Cellular component (GO): cyclin E2-CDK2 complex; cytoplasm; cyclin E1-CDK2 complex
Molecular function (GO): cyclin-dependent protein serine/threonine kinase regulator activity
Source: RefSeq, a predicted model, not a curated record
GUGCGUCCACCGAGCCGUUAAAGUUCAACCGGAACCAACGGAAACCGUGUUUGACGUCACAAAGACCGUCCGACGGUGCGCUGUCCGUUAAAGUGAACGAAGGCUCCGGUUAAACGCGGUAAAUAACCCGUUUAACGGCGUCCCAGCGCCGCCGAUGAACCAAUAAAUCCAUGAAACGAGUGAAUCGAUCGUGUUUUAUCGAUCCGCUGUCGCGCUUUGUGAAAAUCUCCCUUUGAUUUGAACGUUUAGCGCGUUUCUGUUAACCGGGAACGGGCAUGCGCAGUAGGCAGCGGCAGGACUGCGGAUAUAAGGAUUGGCGCCGGCGCCACAGCUGAUGCAUUCAUUCAUUCAUUCACCACCGAGGAGAGGAGCCAUAAAAACAUUCGACACAAUGUCCAGACGCAGCGGUCGCAUCACUUUGCAAACCAGAGACUCGAACACACCUGAGCUGACCGUCAGAGCCCCGCUGAAGAGGAGGAAGUCAGAGCAGCCGUCCAAGAAGAAACUACAACCUGCUACCAAGAAACAAAGCUAUGAAAUACAGUGUUGGUCGGAGGACGGAGCGAGUCCGUGCGUCCUCAUCGAAACCCCCCACAAAGAGCUGGAGCCUUCAGAUCCAUCCAGCUUCAAGCAGUUCAGGUUCAAGAACCUCUUCAUCAAAGCCUCCCCCAUUCCUCGCCUCAGCUGGGCCAGUUCGGACGACGUGUGGAUCAAGAUGCUCAACAAGGAGCUGAAGUACGUCCACGACAAGAGUUACCUGCAGCGGCACCCCAAACUGCAGCCCAAGAUGAGGGCGAUUCUGUUGGACUGGCUGCUCGAGGUGAGCGAGGUGUACAGCCUCCACCGGCAGACGGCCUACCUCGCUCAGGACUACUUCGACCGCUUCAUGCUGACGGAGGACAACGUGGGCAAAGAAUGCCUGCAGCUCCUGGGGAUCACGGCGCUCUUCAUCGCCUCAAAGAUAGAGGAAAUAUACCCUCCCAAACUGUUCGAGUUCGCCUACGUCACCGACGGCGCCUGCGACAUCUGGGACAUCCAGAGCACUGAGCUUCACAUGCUGAAGGCGUUGGACUGGAAUCUGUGUCCGGAGACGCCGAUCUCCUGGUUGAAGCUGUACGCGCAGGUCGAAGCUCAGACGGGCGAUGAGAACUUCCUAGUGCCGCAGUUCUCGCCGGAAACAUACAUCCAGAUCACGCAGCUGUUGGACCUGUGUAUGAUGGACUCCUGCUCGUUGGACUACAGUUACAGCGUUCUCGCCGCGGCCGCCUUCUGUCACUUCUCCACGUUCGACGUCGUUCAUAAAGUCUCAGGCCUGACGUGGGACAGCGUGGCUCCUUGCGUUCGGUGGAUGACUCCCUUCAUGGACACGCUGCAGUCUGAAGCCGCGCCGCAACUCAAGAACUUCCCCAAAGUCAAAUCUGACGACAGACACAACAUCCAGACGCACGUGGGUUAUCUGGACCUGCUGAGAAAAGCUCAGAAGCGUCAGAUGAACCAACCCGACUGUCAGCUGUCGCCCGUCCCCGUGGGAUCGUUCCUGACUCCGCCCAGCAGCGCAGAGAAACCAGCCAAUCCCUGAGCGAGCACCGCUACCUCUCUCUCUCUCCGCAGUUUAACCUGAAGUGAUAGCCGACCCCUCGCAGAGCGGCACGCCGUUGUAGGGAAGACGUUUUAUUUUUUUAAACACUAAGUCUUUUUUAUAUUUUUUGGUUUUCUAAAACUGCGACUGGAGAUUCAGGAGCUGCAGUUCUUCGGCACAUAACCAAACUUUUUUUUUUUUAAUAUAAUUUUUAUAUGUUAAUUAGUUUGAAUUGAGCCAGCAGGUACGAGACGUCUUACCUGCAGUAGCAACUGAGUCCACUGAUGUGAAGUGGGGACGCUGGCAGGGAACCAAACCUCCUUUUUUAAAUUUUAAAGAAAUAAACAGUUUUUUUGUUUUGAGAGGAAACUGAACAUUUUGUACCUGUGAGGUUUUCUGGGAGUUUUACUGGUGCUUCAGUCGGAUUCUCAGGAACAUGGAAGUGAGUUUCUCAUUUCAACCUUUAAAUAUUUAAUUCUGCUCUAAACUGGGGUAAUUAAAGUGUUUUAAUUGUCACCCCCGGUCUAAUCCCAUUAGAUAGUGUAUGAACUCAUUAUCUUCAUGAGCCAGAGGAACAGUCAGACACCUGAUUGACUGUAACAUCCUGAAACCUGGGGUUGUCUUUGAAUGCACCUGAUGUGUUUGUGGCUCAAUAAUCCUUUUUCUUUAUUGUAGUUGCAACCUGGUUGCACGUUCUUGUUACAUUCCUGGAAAACUUGACUUUCAUAGGAAACUGCCUACAAUUGUGCAGAGUUUUCAUUUUCAGUGCUUGUAUUUAUUGAUUAAAACAAACAGUCUGUUCAUAUGUAAAAACAAACAAAUGAGCUCAGUUUGAUCACUGCCAAAGGUAAAAGCUAUUUAUGAUUUAGCUCUGUCACCUGUUGUGCUAGCCUGUCCUUUCUUAGUGCCUUUUGAAAUGAAAAUGAACUGUACGGCUACUUUAAGGCAGAAGGAGCCGUUGAAAUCGAACAAAAACCUGUGACUGUACAGAGUGAGGAGCUCUGCAGUGAACAAACAACCAUGUAAACUGUAUGUAGAUGUUGAAUGUAUGUUUUUGUAAAUAGGAUAAUUCAGAAAUGUGUAAUCUUUUUAUAUGGCAAUGUUUUGAAUAAAGUGAAAUGAGAAGUGA